Messenger RNA from Aspergillus lentulus, 1110 nucleotides. RefSeq lists its product as uncharacterized. The record is from RefSeq and is a predicted model, not a curated record. Lineage: Eukaryota; Fungi; Ascomycota; Eurotiomycetes; Eurotiales; Aspergillaceae.
AUGCUUACUAAAGAAGUUGCCCUCAAGAAGGUCUGGAGGGUUCAAGUGGUCCUGAUGUGCCUUGAGAUGAAUCGGGAGGGCCUUUUACUCCUGCGGCUCAGAGAGACAGGGAAAGACCGUGCCAGAAGUGCUGUCUAUUCGCCCGUUGAUGGCAAAACUGUCUGGCGGCAAGACCACAGGCACAAUGACCCAAGAUAUGGUGUUCCAGGCGAGCUCACUCCGCUCUUAAUAGGGAGGUCUGUCCUGCAUUGCGCGAGACGGGGCUCAAACCGUGACACUUUUGAUCUGGUUGGCAUCGACUUUCGAGCCAGCAACCCCACUGUUAUUUACGAGUCAUCCGUCGUCGGGGCAAGAAAUUGGGCCCAUAACAAAACCUGCAGACGGCUUGUACUCAUUGGUGAACAGCAUGAGCUUGUGGUGCUAAGUGGUAAUGAGAAGUGGGUGGGAACGGGGACGAUUUCGAUUCUUAAUGGUGAAAAUGGCCAGCUUCUCUUCCAGUUCGACGGUGGACCGGCGCAUUUCCAUGGCCACAAAAUAGUGGCGCAGCCGACUAUCAACCAGUUUUCCAUACCAACAGUGCCAGCACGUGUCCGGCUGGGCGAUGCUGUACAGCCCUGGGAAGCCUAUGCAAAAACAGUGCGGGACUUCAUUAUCAUGGAGACGUUUUCAUUCGCUUUUCCUGGGUCUGACAGCAGCACCAUCAAUAUACUCAGAUUGGGCACAGAUGUGAUUCUCAGCCCAUGCAGUACUCACAAGAUUGCCAUCCAGCCCUUUGCAAAAGUAGCUGUCGCGCUGCAAUCCGACGAUAAUACCAUUCUGAGCGACCGGAUCCUGAGCUACCCACUUGUCGAAACAAACGAAACCCAUCUCAUUCAGAUGGCGGAGGCGGUGCUGAAAGCAUCAUGUCCUCCGCAUUCAGCACCUCCGAAGUUGCGUCACUGUUUCAUUCUCCAGGAAGCGGGGACCAAAAUCAGUCUCGGACCAUCAUUAAGCCAAGCGCGACCGCUGGCCUCUGCGCCAGAUAUUCGUAUGCGUUCCCUCGAAGGUUUUGUUGAUGGUGGACGCCUUUUGUUGGAAGCUUCUGAGGCCCAGAUUUUGCUGAAAUUCUAG